Biomphalaria glabrata is the source of this 3325-nucleotide messenger RNA. RefSeq names its product Krueppel-like factor 9. Bases 335 to 1222 code for a protein of 295 amino acids. The record is from RefSeq and is a predicted model, not a curated record. Gene Ontology annotation, biological process: regulation of transcription by RNA polymerase II. Gene Ontology annotation, molecular function: RNA polymerase II cis-regulatory region sequence-specific DNA binding; DNA-binding transcription factor activity, RNA polymerase II-specific. The transcript is spliced from 3 exons. NCBI's taxonomy places the organism in Eukaryota, Metazoa, Mollusca, Gastropoda, Planorbidae.
CUUCCUGUUACCAUCGUCUCUGUGGUCCACGCCCACUGCAGACAAACACGCGGUAGAUCAACAGCGACGAAAGUGGUUCCAUAGUCAUGUUCAUUUUCUAAUGUAAGCUCCUAACAUUAAUAACACCAUACUAUUCAAGUAACAGUGUGAUUAUUCGAUUGAAGGAUUAUUUUACGGUGCAAGCUCGUUUCAUGUAACCUAGCCUCUGCAGACGUGUUUUUACAUUUUUAUUCACCUCUGCCUCAGGGAUCGUAGAUCUAAUAAAAAUAAUAAUAGGUUUGAUUGCCUUUAUCUAGACUCCAGAUCUACAAAUGGUGAUCAUUUUGAUGUCAGUAUGAAUUUCAUGAUGGCACUGAAAGAGAAUAUUAGAUCGAUUAAUUUUGAUCUGGAUAUCGAUACGAGAAUGGCAGCACAGUGUUUGCUUGCUAUGUCUAAUAGACAAAGUGAUCACACAUAUGUAUUGACUUGCGAUCCUCCAAUGUUUUCCUCAACUGACAAUGCACUGUGCGAUGUAAAGCAAGAAAGCAUGGACUUACAUGAAGAAAACCAAGGUCGUCGACCAGAUUUUCUUCCAGUCAUGGAUAAUAUGAGCGCGAAUUUAGUAGCGAGGAUAUUAACUGACCUAAAGACGAUUAAGCAGGAUAAUAACUAUCACGAAGAUUUUAACCUAACAGUUUCUGAAUCCAGUUCAUUAUCGCCAUUCGAAGUUUCGUCUGGUACGAAAAUAGGUACGACCACGCCUACCCUUGAUCAAAGACUAAUGCACGAUGCUUUUGUCAAAGCAAACAGUAUUCACGGGAAGAAAAUUCAUACUUGUGCUUAUCCAGGCUGUGGGAAAUCUUAUAACAAGAGUUCUCAUUUGAAAUCGCACAUAAGAACUCACACAGGCGAACGGCCAUUUGAGUGUAACUGGGAUGGGUGUGAAAAACGUUUUGCUAGAUCUGACGAGCUCACUCGGCACAAACGUACACACACAGGAGAAAAAAAUUUCCAAUGUCCGAUGUGUGACAAGAGAUUUAUGCGCAGCGACCACCUAAAGAAGCAUGCCAAGCGCCAUGCUCUUUUUAACCCAAGUAUGAUUCAGACAGAAGUCCGACAUUCUACACCGACUCAUUUCCACGGCAACACUUCACAGCACUACAAGGUCAUCACAGAAGAGCAAGACUUUUAUAGCGACGGAAGGUCUCACGAGUCCAACUCUAGUCCCUUGGCUGCACUGUGAUGGUGAGAUCCAAGAACCAGAAUUCAAUAUUUUAUAAUGAUUUGGAAGUUCCCAUAAUGCCAGUCCUUCUUUUUGGCACACUGGGCUAAUUAAUAAUGUCUAGUAGUAUCUUAAAGAACAGGCUUCAGGCGUUAAGUUGGAGAGAGGAUUGGCAUACUUGUACAGUGAAAUUGUUUCUGAAAAGAUUCUGUGACAUCCUUGGACAAGAAAAAGAGUUUCUAAAUGGUUCGCUGUUCAUGCAGGUAUAGAGUACAAGAAAGUCUUUUAAUUUUGAAUUGGUAGCCUCUGAAGAUACAAAAAAAAGAAAACAUUUUUGUUGUUGUCAUGAAGCAGAAUUAUUGACUGACAUGAUUCUGUGUUUAUUUCCUCACUGAGGCUUGUGUUAAACCUCAUUUGAUUAUGAUUUCAUCUUAUAUUGUUAUUGCCAAUAUAUGAUUUUCUGUUUUUCUUUUGAAAACAUCCUACACGAGGGUAAUCAUUGUAAUCAUUUGUUCAGAAUUUCAUUUUACAUUUAAUGGUUAAAUACAAGCUUUACAAUUUUUUUUUGAAACUGAUCUACGAAAAGGUACAUUUCAAUAGACCUUUUUCUUUUUAAAUGUUAAGGUUAGUUUGACUGGACUACACAACAUUGAGAGGUGUCAGCUAUAUACUCAACAUUUGUACAGAUUUGAUUUCCCCCCUUUUUAGGUUGUUUAUAUAUUAUAUAUCACCAUGGCUUCAUGUUAUUUGUUUGUUUGUCAUUAAUGAGCACAUGGCAUGCAUUUAAAAAUGGUUUUUUAAUUUUGAAUAAAUCCAACAUAAAUUUUGACAUAAUUUUUUAUUUUGUGGAAUCCAUUUUGGAAAAGGGGGUGUUUGCUUUUUAUUUUUUCUUUCUUUUUAAACUAUGACCAAAACAUAUCAAAAACACUAUUUCAACAAGAAAUGUCUUGUUCAGUUUGAGGAUGAUAUAUGUUCAGGGCUAAAUGUAACAUAAAAAGCCACUGGUAAAAAGUUUUGAUAUCAGUUAUCAAGUCCGUCCCAAUGUACCCUGCUUUUUAUUUUUUUUGACUUUUUGAAACUAAAGCCCUGUAUGUUUUUCAUUAGAUUUCUAAAGAGUACAUUUUUUUUUUGUUUGACCUAAUCUCAAGGUCACUUCUGGCUCACUAGUACAGCACAAAGUAUUCAUUUUGUCCUUUUUAUUUUAAACAAACUUUUAAAUUUCUGAACACAUUUCUUUUUCGUUUAAAAUGUUUUCUCUAACAACUUGAUCUUUAUCGUAGGCAACAUUUGUAUUUAGUUCUAGCCUUGGAUUCAUGUAGUUGGUGCUGAAGAGAAGAAAUGAUGGACUUCCAUAACUGUAGCUUUAGGAAAUACCAUUACUUGUGCCUGUAGGCAUUCUUCAACUUUGGCUUUCAGUGGAUACUAGAUUAAAUGUUCAUAUAUUUAUAUGACACUGGCAAAAAUAAUUGAAAUUUAAAAAUAUAUAUAUAUUUCUGUAAUCCUUUACAAAAUUUUCUUUGACAUAGUUAAAAAAAAAAUUAUAUUUAGACAAUUUUUGGUUUUUUUAUUUUAAGAAUUGUCAAGUAUUUUGGUUAAGUAUCCUUGCCUGAACCAUGGCAGUUCUGCUAAAGUAUGUCAAGUUUCUGUGAUUGAAAGACCUUCAACUUGGUUGCUGAAAUGUCUUUCAGAUUUUGAUUGGUUAGUUGUGGGCAUUAAGUGAGAAAUAAUUUGUAUUGAGAGAUACUGUUUGUGUGAAUGACUUUUGUCUAUUGAACAUGAGUAGUAGAAAUGAUUCUCAUACAUCAUGAUACUAUUAUCCCACUGACUAUCAUUUUUUUAAACAAAUAUUUAGAUUUCUAUUUUAAAACAAUUUUUUGUCAAAGUGCCUGCUCAGAAUUCAUUAGAUCUAUCUCAUUGAUGAUCACAAGUUGCUAUGUUAACGCCCCCCCCAAGACUUCAUGGCUUUGGAUUGUUUCAUGUUCUGUUUUGUUGAGAUCUGACCUAUAUAUAUACACACACAUGUAAAAGCAAAAAAAAAAAUCUCAUUGUUUCUUUACCCUAUCUGUAUUCAAACAAAAUCAAUGUUUUGUUUUUAUUUGUUGAUUAAAAGUUGCAUCAAAUGGC